GUAGAUGCGUGCGACUUGACAAGAUUCAGAUAAACAAAUGUACUGACGAAGAUAAAAUUCUUCGAGGUAAAAAGAUACUUUUACUCACUUUUUUUGUCGCGCUUAUAUAUUUACGUUAGCUGUGAUAUUAUUUAUAAAUUAUUUAAAUUCUUUUCUUAAAUUGAGAAGAUCGAUAGUGUCUCGCGCCAAAUAUGCAUAUAGUAAGAUCGACCGAACAUCUUUUACGCAAGACGCCUUAAACUGCAUUUUUAUUUAAUUUUUUUAAUUUUUUCUAUAUAAUUAUAAAAUGCAAUAGCAAUUUCUGAAAUUUGUCUAAUUUCAUUUUAGUAUGCAUUAAUAAUAUCAAAACGCAAGUUUAAUCAAAUUUAAACUUAUAAAGAUGCAUAUAAAUUAUUCUGUACUGUGAAGGAUGAUGAGGGAAGUAAUCGAUAGUGAUCGAUCUCCUUGAUCGACCGACGCCAUGUAAGGCUACAAUUUUGAAAUCAUAUUGAAAAUUGAAACACAUCUUUUCGGCACAAUAUUUUCAAAAUUAUAAAAUAAAUAUUUCUUCUGUAAAAUCAAAAACUAUGUGUACUUGCAAUUCAAAUUUUAAUAAUAAUGGUAAUCAUGAAGAAUAUUAUAGUGCACUUUCCGACAUUCAAAGAUUAUCUCCAGACGAUUGGCGUACAUCAACGCGACAUCCUGAAGACCUUCCUCAGGAACAUAUCGCGACUCCAACAGCUUCUGUACAACGAGAUUAUCCUCGUCCAAUCCCUCGUUUAAGAACAGCUUCACCACGUAGACCACUUAUCGCAUCUGGAGUGGCCAUUCUUCCACGACGAAUCGAUUUCGAUGCCGCAGAGGAAGAGUAUAUUGAUGUCGUGAAUGAAACAGACGCAAAAGAAACAGAACAAUUAAGAACCCCGCACCAUCCGAGGCUUGAACCGAUUGUUACUCCUAGAACGUAUACGUUGAGACGCACAAGAGCAACGCAGCAUCCAGUGACGAUAAGGGAGUCUUUUCCUAGACUAAUUAGGCAUACACCAUGCGGGAAAUGUUUGAGACUAUAAAAGCAUAUCGUGGUUACUACAAAGUGCAAUCAGCUAAUCUACACAAGUAUGUAUUAGAACACCUGUAUGAUAUGCGAGAAAAGUAGAGAAAAUCUAUGGAGUGGUCGUGCAACACAGCAGUUUUAAUUGCAACGAGAAUUCACGAGUCGUCCUGUUUCGCGCACCUCGAAAUUCACGAUCACAAAUUGUGUCUUCACGCACGCAAGUGAACCGAUGCUUGUAUGAUUAUACUUCCAAUACAGAUCCCGGAACACUGAAGAUAUCGUAGAAGUACUGCGCAAACACUCCAACUGACUUGUCUUUCUCAUUCAGAGUCUACAGAAGGCACACGAUUAUAGCAGCACUGGGUACACGCCUGCUUUUACGGUCAUUCCAUCUUCAAAGUCUGUCAUCGUAAUAAAACACAUGGCUCUAAAGUAUACUCUAUUUUAAAGAUGCAACUAUAUCUCCAUUCGAAAAGUUAUUUAGUUAAUAUUUGCUUAAAUUUACCGACAGAAUUUACAAUAAUCGAAAAUAAACCACCUUAAUGACAAUUAAAUCAGAUGAAUUAAAAGUCUAUCGUACACGUAACACGAUUGUUACAUAAUAAAAAAUCCGAAAAUUUAGGAUAAACAAGAAUCAUUUGUACUAAUUAGCUCACUUUCUCUGUCAAAAGUAUAAUAUUUGUUAAAAUAAAAUCUUAUCACAGAAUAUUAAUUUUUCUUCUACAUUUUUGUGUGUAUUUUAAUUCUGUAAAAGACUUUUACAAUUCUAUAAAGCCGAUUAAAAAUUAGUUUAUUUAAAAAAUUUCAGUAAAACAAACGACUUUAAGAUCCCCUUAAUGUACAAAAUCUAUGAUAUAUGUAUAUGUAGAACAUAAAACCGUAUUUGAUUAGGGAUAACAUACACGAACAAUAUCGUGCAAUUCAAAUUAAGUUUAAAAGUAUAGAAAAAAAGAUUAGCUUUAACUUUUUAUAAUUGAGAAUCCAGAUAAGAACGAUAAAAACAGCAGUCUAAAAUUUUUGGAAUAAAAUCCAAUUCAUAAACUGAUAUUAAUAUAUACGUGUACCUUAAUUCUGGAAAAGAAUUUCCAAAUCUAUAAAAGAAAUACAUACAAAAUUUUGUUGUUAAUAACGUGCACAAAUGGGUCAACAUUAUUAUCGAUUUCAAUCAAGUUUGACGAGCAUUUUAACUUCCUUUUAAUUAAGAUUUUUUAAUUAUAACUUGUUUAAAUUAAAAAAACAGUAUAAAAUAUAUACACAUUGUUAACGUUAGUAGCUAUAAUUAGAAUGACAAUCAAUCUAACUAAUAAAAUCUUCAUUAAUUCACGUACUAUUAUCAGUUACCAUGUACGUAGUCACAUAAAUUUUGAAAUUAUUAUAAUUAAUAAAUUUGCAAAUUUGUCAAAGAAUUUAAAUUAUCAUUAAAAUAUUGAAAUUACAUGUAGUGUAUACAACAAAUUUCUGUGCGCAUAAGUCUUUAGAGAAAAUACAAAUGACAAAAUUGCAUUGUUUUACAGUAACGAUAUUUUUCGUUGAGUGACAAUUUCCUAAUUGGUGAAUUAAUAUACUUAAUAUGUGCAACGUACCUUGCGUAGCAAAGUAAGCCAGUCCGCAUAUCAGCAAUGAGAUCGCACAGACAUAACUUUUCUCACUUUUUUGCUUAAAACGUCAAGAAGAGAAGGCGAUAAUAAAUUUAAAAAAUUGUAACUUUCACAUAUCGUUUCUCCCUUUUUUAUAGCGUUGAGAAAAAAUCUUAAUUUCUGCACGAACAUAGAGUAAAACGUGCAACAUCACACUAAAGUGAUAACAAUAAUUUAAGAUAAGAAGAAAAAAAAGGAUCAAAUUAGUAUUACGUGCACUGAAGAUUAAACACAGUGUUACGACUAAGCUUCAAUUCAGUAUCCAAUUAAAAAAAUUUUUUUUAAUAUUUUUUAAAGCAUUAAAAAAUAUUUUAAACAUAUUUUUAAAAACGUUAAAACUAAUAAGUUAAGUUUUCUUUUUUUUUUUGUUUAAAAAGUGACUUAUUCAAUUGAAGAAAUACUCGUAUAAUGUUUAAAAAACAUUUAGAAAAGAUUUAUUUUAAAAUAAAAAAUGCAUUUUUGAUAUCAAAUAAUGUAAUUAUUUUACAUUUAAAAAAAUUAAUAUGUUGUUAAAAUAAAUUUUUUGCUAUAUGUGCGUCAAAAGUGAUUUCUUUUAUAUCACUUUUUUGUGAAGACGCCGAUUUCAGCGCUUUAACAUUCUUGCACAGUUCUUAUUCUCUAAUAGGUGGUGUGAAUUUUGGCAAAAAACAUUCUAACACGAUUUUUUAGCCCAUUUAACAAUCAUUUCAGCACUCGAAGGGGUGUCAUCUCGCAACACGCUUAUAAUAAUUCUCGCAGAAGUGACUGACGCUUCGUUGCUUUGGCGAAUCUAAUUUUGACUAACCCGUCAUUUAUUUGAUUAAAAUAUAAUCGCCACAUAAACGAUUUUUACACAUAUUUGUUGUUCUAUACUAAAAAGGCGCUGUACUAGUGUUGAUGAAAAUAUUAGCAAUGUAUAUUAUAUAUUAUAUUUAUGUACUUACUUUGUUUGAAUUCAACUUUUUCAAUUUCGAUUCUAAAUAGAACAGUGUCUCGAUACUAUACUAUUGAUUGGUUGUGUAUACAAAAAAAAUAACAUAUUCUAAUAAUAUUAUAAAAGAAAUCUUCAUACACACACACACACACACACACACACACAUACACACAUACACAUCAUCCCUCUGCUACUAUUAAAAAGUAGAUUUUUGCAUACAGUUUUUAAUGUAUAAAAUAUCUUUAUUUUUUUAAAUAAAAUUUUUACAUAACCUUACUAUGAAACUUUCGGUAAUUAUUUAGAUUAAGGGACACCGCGCCUUGAUGACCUAGAUAUAUGUUGUCAAAGACAUGACCCUGAGUAACUUUUCUUUAUAACUUAAUCGGCAGUCACUGUUCGUUAAAAAGUUAUUAACAAAAGAACACACUAUCCCCAUUAUCCAAAUAGCGACAUAAAAUUGGUUGGGUUAGAGUUAGAAAAAAUUAUACUUAUUGCACACAGGACAAAGAUGUGCAACAAAUUUACUGUUAGAUUUUAUAACAAAAAUAUCUUAAACAUUUUUUAAGAUGACAUUUUUUAAUCCAGGAUAAAAAUGGAUGUGCUUUAUCAUCUACGUAGAUAUAUAUAAGAAUGUUAAUUCCUCCCUCUAAAUAAUCAUCUACAUAAUUUGAGUUAGAUAUCAGCAAACACUAAUUUCAAUUAUGAGUCAUUCAAGAUUAAAGUAAUGUUGAAAAAGUAUCACCACAUCACUCGCUGUAAGACAUGAAAAGUUAAAUGUUUCAAUUCUUCGUUGAGGUAUUAUCUUUUUCGCAAUAAAAUUAUAAUAAAAUUACAAUUUUUUAGUGGAAAGAUAUACUUUUGUUCAUUUUAUAAUUCUGUUUCAAAGAAAAUUUAUUUGGCACACGAUGCAAUGAGCUUGAAAAAGUAUGUAAAAUCACACGAAAAUCCAAGUAUAAUCGAAUAAAAUUUGUCUUUAUUUACUAUGUGUUUUUACUUAUCUCAAAUUCAAUAACUUUAUUCAGUUGAAAAAGGCGCUUAUUUAAUGCUAUAACGCAAAAUACAAAUGUAAUCGCAAAUAAUUUAACUCACAAUUUCGAGUUCUUUUCAAAACAUUAAUUGUACAUUAAAUUGUACAUUAAAUUUUAUAAAAAAAUGCUAACUAGUCUACAAAGCAGAUUCCAAGUUCUUAAAAAGAUCUUAUUAUUUUAAUCAUGUAAAACAUUAGUUAUAAGACAAAAUUUCGUAGAUAAAUUUAAAAAUAAUCUAACAGUACAGUUUAAUUAAUACAUCUUGGACGACAAGAAAAACAAACAAUAAGUGAUAAUGAUGGUGUUACAACAAACAGAUUAUUUUCCAACUAAGCCAGGAGGUUUUUUUCUGCAAACAAAUUUUGGACAGCAAUCUGGAAAUGGCUUCUCAUAAACAGGCCAACUAUAAGAAUGUAAGUAAUGACCAUCUGGACAGUCCGCUACAGGACAUCUAAAAA
Molecule: messenger RNA, 5069 nt
Organism: Monomorium pharaonis (pharaoh ant)
Lineage: Eukaryota; Metazoa; Arthropoda; Insecta; Hymenoptera; Formicidae
Exons: 7
Coding region: 567-1049 (160 amino acids)
Source: RefSeq, a predicted model, not a curated record